This is a messenger RNA of Cryptomeria japonica (Japanese cedar), 1569 nucleotides long. Its product is annotated as putative UPF0481 protein At3g02645. The transcript has a single exon. NCBI's taxonomy places the organism in Eukaryota, Viridiplantae, Streptophyta, Pinopsida, Cupressales, Cupressaceae. The record is from RefSeq and is a predicted model, not a curated record. Bases 1 to 1569 code for a protein of 522 amino acids.
AUGGCUCAAGCAAAUCUUAUUGAUACUAUGCCCACAGACCAAACAGAUGGAGAAUCUCAACCAGUGGAGAGUCAACCAUGGCUUAUUCAGGUGAAGAAAAGAUUUGAACGUCAGUAUAAAAUACAAGUACAAUGCUCACAUUCAGUCACCAUUUAUAGGGUGCCUAAAUCCAUAGUGGCUUUGAAGCGUGAAGCCUAUGUUCCUCAGGUUGUGGCAUUUGGCCCUUAUCACAGAAAUAUGAACCCACAACUCUCUGCAAUGGAUGAACAUAAGCUGGAAGCAGUAAGAAGAAUCUUAACAAGGCUAAAUAAUAUCACCAUCAAUACCUUAAUCACUGAAGUUCAGCAAUUAGAGAAGGAAAUUAGAGAUUGCUAUGAAGGCCCGGUUGACUACAGUGGAGAAACUUUUGCCUGGAUGUGCACAAUGGAUGCAUGCUUUAUUCUUGAAUUCUUAAGAACUCCAAAAAGACGAUAUGAUCAGAAGAAUUUCAGCCUUGUUUUUCAAAAUGCCGGUCACAGGAAUGCUAUAUCAUGGGAGAUAAUGAAGGACAUUUUGAAGCUGGAAAACCAAAUUCCACUAUUUCUUUUGAUAAGGAUACUUCAAUUAGAGUUAAGAAGCAGAGAAACAGCAAUGUCAACACUAGCUACAAUACUUAGCCACUUUGAUGAAUUCAGAGGCUUUCCCUUCUCUUUAGAACAGUCUCAGAAAUUGGGAAGGAAAGAACAAAUUAAACUGAGAAUAGAGGCACAUAUCAAAAUGGGUGCAUGCCAUUUAUUGGAUUUGUGCAGAAAGAUAAUUAAAGAUUUCCUGACAUACCCCAUUGUUCCUGUUACUCCUGCUCCUAGUACUUUUGAAUGUAAUGUCAGUAGCAAGUGCCAAACUCUCGGUUGGACAGGCAGUACUAACCAGUGGUUGAGAUCAAACAAUGACCACCAUAGUGAUUGUAUUAAAAUGGGGAAAUGUAUUUCUACUUACUUUACUUCUAAACAAAAGUUCGGCAGAAAUGUGGAUGAUGGUAUGUCAAUAGCUUCAGCUAAGUUGUUAAGAAGUGCAGGAAUCAGAUUUAGACCAGGAAAAAUCUGGUUUGCAAAGAAAAGUUUUAGACGAAGUACACUCUUUCUCCCACAGAUCAAAGUGGAACACAGUACAGAAACACACCUGAGAAACCUAAUGGCUUUUGAAGAGUGUCAAAGCUGUGGAUGGUAUCCAGAAAAGACUGUAAUUUUACGCUUCAUGCUAUUUGUUGAUUACUUAAUUGAUUCUGAGCAAGAUGUGGCUCUUCUUAGGAAGGAGGGAAUCAUUACAACUGCUUUGGGAAGUAAUCAAGAGAUAGCUUGCAUGUUCAAUAAUCUCUGCAAGGGAAUAACUGUGAGAAAAUGUGAUGAGUUUGAGAAAGUUGUGAAAAGAGUAAGAAGACACUGUAGGAGCCGAUGUAGUGUGUGGAUCAGCCAGUUCAGGAGAGAGCACUGUUCCAAGCCAUGGUAUGUUGUUUCCCUUCUUGCUGGUAUGCUCAUUUUGAGUUUGACAGCUGCACAAACUUUCUAUGCAGCUCGAAACUCAUCUAAGUGA